This is a messenger RNA of Condylura cristata (star-nosed mole), 2530 nucleotides long. It is a transcript of the gene GORASP2, whose product is annotated as golgi reassembly stacking protein 2, 55kDa. The coding region runs from base 169 to 1533 and encodes 454 amino acids. The record is from RefSeq and is a predicted model, not a curated record. Gene Ontology annotation, cellular component: Golgi apparatus. Gene Ontology annotation, molecular function: protein binding. Gene Ontology annotation, biological process: Golgi organization. The transcript is spliced from 10 exons. NCBI's taxonomy places the organism in Eukaryota, Metazoa, Chordata, Mammalia, Eulipotyphla, Talpidae.
GCCGCGUCUACAGUCGCGGCGACGAUCUCCCGGCCGGCAAUGCGGCCCGGCUCUCGGGCGGCUGCGAGUGCCACGUCCCAAGUGCUACGCGGAGGAACCGAGCGGGUGGUGCGCUGGGGGUGGGGAGCAGCGCGGAGCCCGGCCCGGUCACACUGAUCGCCCGCCGCCAUGGGGUCCUCGCAGAGCGUCGAGAUCCCAGGCGGGGGCACGGAAGGCUACCACGUCCUGCGGGUACAAGAAAAUUCCCCAGGACAUAGAGCUGGACUGGAGCCAUUCUUUGAUUUUAUUGUUUCUAUUAAUGGUUCAAGAUUAAAUAAAGACAAUGAUACUCUUAAGGAUCUACUGAAAGCAAAUGUUGAAAAGCCUGUAAAAAUGCUUAUCUAUAGCAGUAAGACACUGGAACUUCGAGAGACCUCAGUCACACCAAGUAACAUGUGGGGUGGCCAGGGCUUGUUGGGAGUAAGCAUUCGUUUCUGCAGCUUUGAUGGGGCAAAUGAAAAUGUUUGGCAUGUGUUGGAAGUAGAAUCAAAUUCUCCUGCGGCAUUGGCUGGUCUUAGACCUCACAGUGAUUAUAUAAUUGGAGCUGAUAUGGUGAUGAAUGAGUCAGAAGAUCUAUUCAGCCUCAUUGAAACACAUGAAGCAAAACCGUUGAAACUGUAUGUGUAUAAUACAGACACUGAUAACUGUCGAGAAGUGAUUAUUACACCAAAUUCUGCAUGGGGUGGAGAAGGCAGCCUAGGGUGUGGCAUUGGAUAUGGUUAUUUGCAUCGAAUACCUACACGGCCAUUUGAAGAAGGAAAGAAAAUUUCUCUUCCAGGACAGAUGACUGGUACACCUAUUACUCCUCUCAAAGAUGGGUUUACGGAGGUCCAGCUGUCCUCCGUUAAUCCUCCUCCUAUGUCAUCAACACCAGGAACUACAGAAAUUGAACAGGGUCUGUCUGGACUUUCUAUUAGCUCAACUCCACCAGCCGUCAGUAAUGUUCUCAGUACAGGUGUUCCAACAGUACCAUUACUAUCACCACAAGUAAACCAAUCCCUCACCUCUGUGCCACCAAUGAAUCCAGCUACUACAUUACCAGGUUUGAUACCUUUACCAGCAGGACUACCUAACCUACCUGCCCUCCCCAAUCUCAACCUCCCUGCACCACACGUCAUGCCAGGUGUCAGCUUACCAGAGCUCCUGAACCCGGGUUUGCCACCUCUUCCUUCCUUGCCUCCCCGAAACUUACCUGGCAUUGCACCUCUCCCCAUGCCGUCCGAGUUCCUCCCGUCAUUCCCUUUGGUUCCAGAGGUCUCUUCUGCAGCAGGCUCAGGGGAGUUGCUGUCCUCCCUCCCACCCACCGGCAGCCCACCCUCCGACCCUGUCACCACCACUGCAAGGGCAGAUGCUGCCUCCGCACUCACUGUGGAUGUGACACCUCCCCUUCCCAAGACCCCCUCUACUGUUGAGGACAGAGCCGGCGAGUCCACCCCAGCCAGCGAGAAGCCUGCUUCAGCGGUUAUGGCUGCAAAUGCCUCUGAGUCACCUUAACUUUGAACUGGUCUUCACAGUUGGCGUGGUGUGCUAAUUUAACACCGGAGUGUCUGGAAAUGCACACUAUCAUUAAUUUCAUACUAGUUUGUACCGUAUGUGUAGGUGUCCUGUAAAUAAUUCUAGGGGAAAACAAAGAAAGAGGACAUGGGCUUAUCUCUUGCCAAGUUGGGGUAGGGCUCAUGGACUGGGGAGGGAAAUGUCAGAAAGUGCUUGUAUUUUAAAACAACCAAAAAAAAAAAUUGUAAGGGUGACUUGCUGCCAGGUUUCCACUGCCAUUCUUGGGGGUGUACAUCUUUGGGAAAGGUGGGGACAGUUUGCCCUCUAGGCUCUCUGUGCCCCUGCUGCUCCUUCUGUAAGAAAAAAAUAUUUUCUGCCUAGUACUCACCACGCAACAUUUCUUGUAUUUUAUAAAGCGUUUGCAAGAGUGCAGACCACCAAAGUAAACCGCAAACAGAAAGGGUAGUUUUACUUUUGGUCCCCAUGAAUCAUGUGUCUAUUAAGGUUUACACAAAAAAUUCCAGCUAAAGAUGUUUGUUAAUGUUACACAAUGUGCACUAUUAAUGGGACAUCUUUUUAUUCAGCCUAAACACAGAUCCUUGUUUUGAGCUCUCAGAAUUUACUCAGACAACAUUUUGUAACUGCUGCUGUUGCUUUAUACGUACGUCUACCAUAAAAAUGGCAUUUAAACAGGAAUAAAGGAGCUGUUGCACAGUUUUAAGCCAGAAGGUGGCACUUUGUGGCUACUAAUAUUAUAGCUAUACCGGGAAAGCAUAGAUACAGCAAUAAAUUACAGUAAUUUUACUUUUCUUCUUGUGGUACCUUUAAAUUAUAAAUUCCUGAUUGCCAUCUGUGCACUUGUUCCUCAUUAUGUCACACUUGAUGUAAUUUUUUCAUCUUUGUUUCCUCCUAAGUUUUCUAAGAGAUGGUAAGUUAAGUGAAUUGAUUUAUUGAAUGAAAUUAAAUGCAUAUUAUAUCUGUUUUUUAAAUAAGACAA